AUGACGCUUCUUCGUCUCUUCACCGUGGCACUGGCAGCCCUCGCGAACGUCGCUGUCGCCGCUCCUACUGACGUAGCCAAACGCCAAGACAGUAGCUUGCCCUUCCCAUUGUCUCACUUCACCAACACAGUAGCAUCAGUGCAAAACACGUACUGCGGAGGGAGUGCGAACACACCUGGCGUCAAGUUUGGUGAUCAGACUUUGCUACAUGCCCUUGGCAACGGUGAUACUGUGCAGCGUACCAACAUUUAUCAUUCCGACAGCUUGGGAAUAAUCGUCGCUGUUGAAGGAACAAAUUUGUCAAGUCUUGUUUCUAUCUCUCAAGACCUUCAGGCUCUUCCGAUAAUUCCGGACCCAAGACUGGGUCUACCUGUCGGGUCGUUGGUCUUUGCAGGCUGGCAAACCGCCUGGUUCAACGGCUGGGUUGCUGUCCGCACAGCGCUGGCCAAGACUAUCAAGAAAUUCCCCAACGACCAAAUCAUCGUCACGGGACAUAGCCAGGGAGCCGCCAUCGCACUUCUCACAGCGCUGUCGAUUCAGAAAGAGUUUGGCAAUGGUACUACUAUCCGGGAAAUCAUUGCCUAUGGUGUCCCACGUGUCGGGAACAAAAAGUUCGCCGACGCAUUUGAUGCGAUAUUCCCUGGAAAGUACACAGGCGUUGUCAACGGUGAAGAUUGGGUUCCUUCUUUCCCAUCACAGCCUAUCUAUCAGCACCCAUCCGGAAUGGUGUGGAUCAACCCUGCCAACACAACAUCAUGGCAGUACUAUGAGGGCCAAGAGAACCCCAACGGACCUCACUCAAGAGUAGGAAAGAUCUUUUACCCCAACACGCUGCAGUUCUACUGGGGUGAUCAUCAGGGAAUCUACAUGCACAGCUCUAUGGGCACGACUCUUGGACCGUGCCCAGCUCAGGUUGGAGGUUUUUAA
Messenger RNA from Fusarium venenatum, 927 nucleotides. RefSeq names its product Alpha/Beta hydrolase protein. The record is from RefSeq and is a predicted model, not a curated record. NCBI's taxonomy places the organism in Eukaryota, Fungi, Ascomycota, Sordariomycetes, Hypocreales, Nectriaceae. Gene Ontology annotation, biological process: lipid metabolic process.